Molecule: messenger RNA, 609 nt
Organism: Rotaria sp. Silwood2
Lineage: Eukaryota; Metazoa; Rotifera; Eurotatoria; Philodinida; Philodinidae
Source: the annotation of a GenBank genome assembly
AUAAUAAAAGAAAAUACAAUUGAAGAAAUUAAUCUUGAAUAUAUUGAACAUAUAUUUCAAUUAAACUAUCAAGCUUAUCGUGCACUUUUUUUUGAAUUACAUAUUCAAAAUCAAUAUAUUAAUAUAAAUCGAAAUCUUAUUAAUAUAACACGUUUAUCUAUUAAAAUAAUACUUAUAUGUGGUGAUGACAUAAAACCAAUGCAAACUAUUUAUAUGAUUCAUAAUCAUAAUAUAACCUUAGAAAGUCAACAAGAUUUAUGUUUACCCAUAUUUAUUCCAUCAAUAAAUACAAUCUCACCAAUAAUAAUCAUUGAAACAUCUUCAAAUGAAUUAUUAUCUAUAUCAGAUAAAAAAUCAAAACAUAUUAUUCUAAUUAUUAUUCUAUUAACUAGUUGUUUACUAUGUUUAUUAAUUUCAUUUAUAAUCUGUUGUCUUAAGUAUAUAAGAUAUUAUCGUUCUAGAGUAUCUAGAAUAUCUGAAACAACCAGUGAACUUUCAAUCAGUCAAGAUAGAAGUGUCGAAACACCGUCACCAUUAAAUGACAAAAUUAAAUUAGAACGACCAUUAAGUCGAAUGCGUGCUAUACAAAUACUUGAGGAUGAUAUUUGA